AUGCCUUUGCGGUCGAUGGCAUCAUCCGUGCGCUCGACUUCAACCCACUUGAGUUCUGGCUGGCAGCCAUCACCGAGAUGUCGCAGAGUGGAAGAGUGCGUGUCUUCGAUCUCCAGACGAAGACGUGCCUGCUGGCCGUCAGCCCGCCGGAUGAGGGCCUCGCCGGCUUAG
Messenger RNA from Symbiodinium sp. CCMP2592, 171 nucleotides. The record is from the annotation of a GenBank genome assembly. NCBI's taxonomy places the organism in Eukaryota, Dinophyceae, Suessiales, Symbiodiniaceae.